Molecule: messenger RNA, 881 nt
Organism: Spinacia oleracea (spinach)
Lineage: Eukaryota; Viridiplantae; Streptophyta; Magnoliopsida; Caryophyllales; Amaranthaceae
Exons: 2
Coding region: 189-608 (139 amino acids)
Source: RefSeq, a predicted model, not a curated record
UAAAAAAUUAUACUAAAAAAUUUAUUCAAAGCUUCAUAAUGAAGUCUCAUGCUACGCCCAUUUAUAUAAGUAACCAAAACAUACCUGUUUGUUAAUUGUUAUGCAACAACAAGAUUUUAUCUACUUGAUCGCGCCUUCCUCCGACAAAUCCUUAUUAAUCAGGCGAGAGCAAGCUAAGAGAAGCAGAAAUGGACAGUUUGGAUGAAGAGAAAAACAGUCAAGUUCUUGAAUCAGUCACAAUUCCUUCUCUACCUAACAAACCCUUAAGCCGAAGUGUUAACAUUGAUCCAAGCGAGCGAGGGAACAACUUUGUCUACUAUUGGCCUUCUCUUAUUCGGAGAGAACCAAAUGUUGACGUUGAUGAUAAUGGGGAGGAAAUAUCUCAUGUCCGUGAAUCUGUCUUACUUUCCAACACCUCUAACAAUGACGACGACGACGACGACGACGACGACAUAAUCCGAUAUCGUAAAAGUCUGUUUGUUCAGUUUUACGAGCAGAGUGCCAUGUAUAGGUAUCGGAUCAAGACUUAUCGAGGAAAGCGUAAAGAAGAAGAGUAUGAAGAAAUGGGGGAUCACGAUCAAAACUAUCAUACUCGUGGUUCGUGUUAAGUUUUAAUUAACUAGUUUUUGAACCUGUUUGAUGAACGGACUUCGGUUCACCGUGAUAUGUGUUAUACUUUAUAGAUUCAAUUGAGCUUAACAAUCAUCAUGUUGAAGUACUUAUAUCAGGUAGUGUUAGGAAUGAACAAAACUAUAUAAUAUUGUAGUUGUACCUCCAAAAAGGCAAAAAGUAAUACCAAAUUACCAAUAGACUGUACACACUAGAUUCGCCAGUGUACCUGACCAUUGUCUUAUGGUGAAUACGAUAUGAUCAAAUUGCUA